CCCCAAACUUUAACCUCUCACUUCUCCCCACACCCCUGGUUUCAAGGUCCCCAUGGGGGUCCCUUCCCUCCAACCCACUCAUUUCUUGCCCCCCCCUCCCCCCCCCCAGAGGUGGUGGUGCUGAGCUCUGCAGCCGCCAUCCGUGAGGCGUUGGCACGGCGCUGGGGGGACUUCGUGGGACGCCCCCACAGUUACCUGGCGUCCUUGGUAUCACGGGGGGGGCAGGACCUGGCGCUGGGGGAUGCAUCCCCAGAGUGGCGACGGCAGCGGGGGGCAACACGAGGAGCACUGGCGCGGGCUGUGAGACACCUGGAGCCCCUCCUGGAGCUGCAGGGCUGGGCGCUGUGCCAGGAGCUGAGCUCUUACGGGGCUGCCCCAGUGGACCUCUUUGAGGCAUUCGCGUUCCACACCUGCAGCACCAUCUGCCGCCUCGCCUUCGGGGACCUGAUGCCCCCUGAGGCAGAGGUGCGCUCCUUUACACGCUGUGUGGUGGAACUGCUGGAGGUGUGGGGCUGGGCCAGCGUGCGGGCAUUGGAUGUGCUGCCUCCACUAAGGGUGCUGCCCAACCCGGGGCUGCGGGAGCUGCUGCGCCUGGUGGAGCGCCGCGACGCCUUCGUGGAGACCCAGAUCCGAUGGCACCAGGGCUGCGCAUCCCCCCCCGGGGACACAGUGCUGGGGGCACUGCUGGGGGGGGACCCCACUGUCCCUAUGGGGCCACUGGGGGGGGACCGCCUGCACAUGGCCCUUGUGGACCUCUUCAUCGGUGGCACCGAAACGACAGCGGCAGCUCUGCUGUGGGCUGUGGCCUUCCUGCUGCACCACCCCCAGGUGCAGGACCGGGUGCGUGCAGAGCUGCACCAGGUGCUGGGCCCCACGGGGACCCCAAAGCCAGGGGACAUGGGACGACUGCCACUGCUCCGUGCUACCGUCACCGAGACCCUUCGCCUGCGUCCCCCUGCGCCUCUCGCGCUGCCCCACUGCGCCCGGCGCCACUCCAGCAUUGCAGGAAUUCCAGUGCCCGCGGGAUCCAUCAUUAUCCCAAACCUCUUCGCUGCGCACCACGACCCCAAGAUAUGGGACCGUCCUGAUGAGUUCCUACCCGAGCGGUUCCUGCAACCAGGGGCCCCCUGGCGAGCGCUGCUGCCCUUUGGUUGUGGGGCACGCUCGUGUGUGGGGGAGGCAUUGGCUCGGGCAGAGCUCUUUGUGUUUUUGGGGUACAUCCUACAGCGAUUCCGCCUGGAGCCGCCUUCUGAUGGGGCUCUGCCCCACUUGGGGGUCACCGCCGGCACCGUGCUGCGCUGCGCCCCGUUCCGUGUGCGCCUCGUGCCCUGCCCACCCCAUAGCUCCUGAGCCCAGUGUGUGGGAUGCGUGGGUCAGUGCUGGUUACUCGCAGCUUUAUUGACCCCAUAAAGGCUUCACUGCGCCCCACAA
Messenger RNA from Meleagris gallopavo (turkey), 1431 nucleotides. The record is from RefSeq and is a predicted model, not a curated record. Lineage: Eukaryota; Metazoa; Chordata; Aves; Galliformes; Phasianidae.